AUGCCUUGUUAUAUUGAUACAAUCGUGAGGAUUAUUCAAGUUUGUUUAACUGAUAGAGAAGAUUUAAAUUUGACUAUUGUGUGGGCUACAGGUGUUUAUCCUCUUGAAAGUGAAGAUCGUGAAUUGGAUUUGGUGUUGUUUGUUCUAAUAAAGGAUGAUGAGAAAGAUCCUAAUACUCAGGCAAUAUUUGUAAAGAAUGAGCAUUAUUGUAUUAGUGGAAAAGUUGUGUUUGAAAUUUUUAAUAAUAAUUUUAAAUUGAAGAUGACUGUUUCAACUUCUACUCAUAUUACUAUUAUGAGAGAUCUUGGUUCUAACAGGUGUCUUUUAAAAGUUUCAUUGGUGAGUGUUGCUCAAGAUGUAAUGAGAGAGUUUAAUAAAGAGGAUACAAUUGUUAAUGUUUUGCCAAAUGAGUCUGUUUUUUUCAUUACAGGACAGUUGGAGGUUAUUGAUGAUAAUUGUAUACAAAUGCCAUUAAUAUUUCUUACAUUGAUGUUUCUUUUGCAUCUAAAAAAAAAGUUUCAGAUUCUUGCUUGUGAAGGUUUAAACAAGACUUCUGUUAAUAAAAGUUUAGAUUGUGACAAGCCUAUUGUUGAUUUAACUACUAUUAAUAGUAAUUCUUUAAAGUGUGAGAGAGUGGUAGACAAAGUAGAUGGUUGUACUAAGUAUGUUGUUUCUUCUAUCAGCGGUUGCUGUUCAUCUAAGCAUGUUAGAGUCAAUGACGAAGCUGAUAAUUAUGUUGAGUAUAUUGAUUCGGAUUGUAGUGAUAAUAAACGUAUUAGCAAAAGUAUUAAUGAGUGUGCAGAAGAUGGCAGUGAAUAUUGUGGAAAUAUUAUUUUUGAAGAUAAAAACGAAUUUAGUUGUGAUAAGAAAAUGAAUAAGGGUAAAGAAAAGGAGGUUCAGCCUACAGUGUAUAAUACAAGGCGUAGAACUAAGUCUUAG
This is a messenger RNA of Dentiscutata erythropus, 939 nucleotides long. NCBI's taxonomy places the organism in Eukaryota, Fungi, Glomeromycota, Glomeromycetes, Diversisporales, Gigasporaceae. The record is from the annotation of a GenBank genome assembly.